Messenger RNA from Umbelopsis ramanniana AG, 3462 nucleotides. RefSeq lists its product as uncharacterized. The transcript has 16 exons. Gene Ontology annotation, cellular component: mitochondrial matrix. The record is from RefSeq and is a predicted model, not a curated record. Gene Ontology annotation, molecular function: metal ion binding. Gene Ontology annotation, biological process: protein processing. NCBI's taxonomy places the organism in Eukaryota, Fungi, Mucoromycota, Umbelopsidomycetes, Umbelopsidales, Umbelopsidaceae. Bases 169 to 3216 code for a protein of 1015 amino acids.
UCUUGCCGCCCUUCUGUGAUCUGGAUUUUUUAAUCAAGGUCAAAUUCGGGACCCUGACAGCACAGAAUGACGGAAGGAAAAGUAUCCCGACUGAACUCCAAAUUUUCGUCCUGACUCAAACUUUUCAAGCGGUGACACGGGAAGCCUGACACUAACGAGCACUCCAAAAUGCUCUCACAAUGCAACAUUGCCGCUCGAAGGGCAAGCUGCAUAGCCCAGUCUCGCCAAUCCUUUAGAAGAUCUUAUGCCAAAGCAGCCAUUUUGAAACCUGGCGAUCAACUUAAAGGCUACAAAGUGACAGAGACCCGCACCGUCCCAGAACUGCAGUUAACAGCUAUACAGCUUCAGCACGAAAAGACCGGCGCAAAACACCUUCAUGUAGACAGAGACGACUCGAAUAAUGUUUUCGCCGUUGGUUUUUCAACGCCUGUAUCCGAUAGCACCGGUGUUCCUCACAUCUUGGAACAUACAACAUUGUGUGGAAGUCAAAAGUACCCAGUUCGAGAUCCUUUUUUCAAAAUGCUCAACCGGAGCCUUGCUACGUUCAUGAAUGCCUUUACUGCCUCAGACUACACAAUAUAUCCAUUUGCAUCCGCAAAUGAAGUCGACUUCAAUAAUUUGAGAAGUGUGUAUAUGGAUGCAGCCUUCUUCCCGCAUCUUCGUAAAUUGGACUUUAAACAGGAAGGCUGGCGCUUGGAGCAUGAAAAUCCUACGGACAACACGUCACCAAUUGUGUUCAAGGGAGUGGUUUAUAAUGAGAUGAAAGGACAAAUGUCGGAUUCUAGUUACUUAUUUUAUCAGAGAGCGCAACAAGAAAUGUUUCCGGGAACAACAUAUGAGAACGUCAGUGGUGGAGAUCCCAAGAACAUCACUGAUUUAACACAUGAAGGACUGGUUCAAUUCCAAAAGACCUUUUAUCAUCCUUCGAAUUCCCACUUCUAUACCUACGGAAACUUGCCGCUAGAGCAACAUUUGGAAGCCAUCGAUGCGCAGAUCAGAAACUUCGACCCAAUCAACGUUCCCAACGUUAACAAACUCGUCACACCAUGGGAUGGCCCAAGAGAGAUUGUUUUACCGUGCGCAGCUGAUCCUUUUGGAAAUAGUGAAAAGCAGACCAAGCUCUCGCUCUCCUACCUGACCAAUAAUUCAACAGACGUCUUUGAGACAUUUGCAAUGCGCCUCAUGUCAUACUUGAUGUUGGACGGCCAUGCUUCACCAAUGUACAAAGCCUUGAUCGAAAGCGGGCUCGGCGCAGAAUUCUCGGCCAACACAGGUUACGAUUCUUCCACUAUGCAAAGCUGCUUUUCGGUUGGGCUUCAAGGAAUUAAGUCGAGCGAUAUUGAUACGAUCAAAAGCACAAUCCAAGAAGUUUUUGAAAAGGCACACCAAGAAGGCUUUGAUCACAAUAGAGUUGAGGCUGCUUUGCACCAAAUGGAGCUUAGUCGCAAGCAUAAAACGGCGGAUUUCGGAUUGAGUAUUAUGCACGGCGUGUCCUCGGGAUGGUUCAAUGGCACAAACCCGGCCGAUCUCUUGGAAAUCAAUACCUACAUUGAUCGUCUUAGAAAGGAAUUGGCACAAGGAGGGUUCUUUGAGUCAAGAAUUGAGAAAUACCUGCUCAACAACCAGCACAAAUUGACUUUUGUUAUGGAGCCUUCGACAACUUUUGCAGCUGAAUUGUCCAAAGAAGAGCAGGAGAGGCUGGAAUCAAAGGUUUCAGCAUUGACUGAGAGUGAUAAGAAGGAAAUCGAAGAGCGUGGAUUGGAGCUGCUUGCCAACCAGGACAAAACUGAGGACUUGUCCUGCCUGCCUACGCUGACUUUGAAUGAUAUCCCACUCAAAGGAAAGCGCACCCCUCUUGAACACACAGCAGUUGGGGACACACCGGUCCAAUGGCGUACAGCAGCGACGAAUGGUAUCACUUACUUUAGAGCCAUCAGCACUUCGACUGGAAUCCCCCCUGAACUUCGAGUAUACCUUCCCUUGUUUUGCGAUGCACUGACAUCGUUGGGCACAAAAACCAAAGACAUGGCUAUCAUUGAUGAAGAGAUUCGCCUCUUCACUGGUGGUCUGAAUGCCAGUACGUUAGUGUCCACCAGUCACUCCGACCUCGAUCAUAUUGAGGAGGGCAUUGCUUUGACUGGAAACUGUUUGGAUCGUAAUAUCGACAAAAUGUUUGAUAUUCUGGAGACUUUAGUGCACGAGACCAACUUUGAUGAUGCUCAAAAGCUUCGCACGUUGAUUGCCAUGAAUGCAGCUUCCAUGGUCAACCAGGUGGCGAGUUCAGGACAUGCAUAUGCUCGCCGUUAUGCAAGCUCGACUCUCACCCCUGCCAUGAGCCACUCUGAAGUCUAUGGCGGUAUGACUCAAGUUGACUUUAUGAACAAACUUGCCAGCACUGAAGACCUUUCGGAUGUGAUUUCCAAACUUAAGUUGAUCGGUAGUUUGGUGCUCAAGCAAUCAUCAUUGCGAGUAGCUGUUACAUGCGACGACGAGGUUGUAGGCAAAAAUGAACAAGCAUUGACAAAGUUCCUGUCAAGUCUCUCCAAGGACUCUGUGUCAGUACCCUCAGAGCCAAAUGUCUUCGUCCCUCAAUAUGGUAAAACCUUCUUUCCGUUACCGUUCUCGGUCAACUUUUCAGCCAAAGUACUUCGCGGGGUUCCGUAUACCCAUCCCGAUGGCGCCAAGCUUCAAGUCGUCUCAUCCCUUAUGACAUCGCACUUCUUACACCGUGAGAUCCGUGAGAAAAAUGGUGCUUAUGGCGGCGGUGCUCAAUAUGCUGGUCUUAACGGACUGUUCUCAUUCUAUUCGUACCGUGAUCCUAAAACUUUGGAAACCAUUGAUACUUACUCCAAGGCGGUUGAUUGGAUUGCUAAACGGAAAUUUACGGAGCAAGAGAUGACUGAGGCCAAACUUUCCAUUUUCCAAGGCGUAGAUGCUCCCAUCAGCGUAUCUCAAGAAGGCCUUCUUCAAUUUACCGACGGUAUAUCCGACGACAUUCGUCAAAGGCGUCGUGAGCAGCUAUUGAAUGUGACAGAAGAAGACGUUAAACACGCAGCACAUCAGUACCUAGCUGUACCUAGCGAAACUAAGCAGUAUUCUUUGGCUAUUCUUGGAGAACAGACGGACAAGAUCAGCAGCGAGCAUGGUUGGAAUAUUCGCAGUUGGGGGGAUGCACCUGUAACUCCGAGCACUCCUGCCGAAGAAGCCUCUAAAUAGUCCAUGCAUUCUUGGAUCAAGUAGUGCACAAGACAUUUCAAGAGUCAUCCGUCCGAGCGACUAUCCCAAAAAAAAAAUUCUGUUUUUAAAGAAAUCAUACGUUGUUCCAUCUAGACAUAAAAUGCAAAUUAUCCCAUAGGACCUAAUCUUUCAGAGAUAUUCAAGGUAGCGAGUGAGAGUGAUGGUGAACAUUGAUUCAUUGUAAUAUACAGCGAAUUCCCAAUGAUCGUGUCAUUUCAGCUUACC